AUGUUCUUCUUCAACUCUUCUUAUGCAUUUGGCUAUGGAGCGAACAUCCUGGUGUCUCGACGUCUGGCCAACAUGCCCUAUGUUCUGUGGGUGGCUGCUUUCAACAGUGCCCAGAUUUUGCUUUUCUGCCUCGUGGAGACUCUGUUCUUCCCGUCUGUUCACCGUUCUACCAGCCAACAAGGGGAAAAGGAACGGAACGCCUUUGCCACCAGUCCGAUCCUGCAUGCAUUCAACCGGAGCGGUCUUGCGGUCUUCCUGGCUGCAAAUCUCCUUACCGGCCUUGUGAAUUUGACUGUCCCUACCUUGGACGUCAAAAUGCCACAGGCGAUGGCCAUUUUGGUUCUGUAUACGGGAGUCCUGACUGGUCUCGCUCUGAUCAUGGACAAGUACAAUCUCAAGUUACGUCUGUAG
Molecule: messenger RNA, 411 nt
Organism: Penicillium diatomitis
Lineage: Eukaryota; Fungi; Ascomycota; Eurotiomycetes; Eurotiales; Aspergillaceae
Product: GPI-anchored wall transfer protein 1
Exons: 1
Coding region: 1-411 (136 amino acids)
Biological process (GO): protein localization to plasma membrane; GPI anchor biosynthetic process
Cellular component (GO): endoplasmic reticulum; membrane
Molecular function (GO): glucosaminyl-phosphatidylinositol O-acyltransferase activity
Source: RefSeq, a predicted model, not a curated record